Molecule: messenger RNA, 4661 nt
Organism: Thalassophryne amazonica
Lineage: Eukaryota; Metazoa; Chordata; Actinopteri; Batrachoidiformes; Batrachoididae
Product: sal-like protein 3
Biological process (GO): regulation of transcription by RNA polymerase II
Cellular component (GO): nucleus
Molecular function (GO): DNA-binding transcription factor activity, RNA polymerase II-specific; RNA polymerase II cis-regulatory region sequence-specific DNA binding
Source: RefSeq, a predicted model, not a curated record
UCCGUCACAGCCUUUCACGCAAAGAACAGGUGCAGGCAACGCAAACAAGUCGGUUUGUGCGGGAUGCAGCGCCUUCGAUCGCCAAGUGAACCCCAGCACUGCUCCAAAACAGGAGCUCGGCUCCAGCUCGACCGUGGAGCCGCUCGGAGCUGUGCGUAAAAAGACGCAAAACCUGCCAGGAAGUGAAGUAAUUAUUUUUAAUCUCAUCGCUCAUUUCCAUAUCUGGAAGGCAGCCAAUCAGCCACGGAGGGGCAGCAAGAGUCGUCAAAGCGCUAUCCUUCCUCCAUCAUAAUUACACUGACAUGCGCAAUCUGCGCAUCAACGGCAGCCCCUCUGCGCUUUUAUUGCGCCGACCCCGCUCAGUCUGACGGCUCCCAUUUGUCGGGGGUAGAUGAUUCGGCAAAAGGCAGCAGCGACUCGCAGAGAAACGUCAGCAUGUCCCGCCGCAAACAAGCCAAACCGCAACAGCUGAAGUCAGGCGGCGGCGCGCCGCAAACUGGACUCCUGUGCGCAAACGGUUUUCUCCGAAGCACACCGGGAAAUGAAGCUGAUGGAGUUGAAGGCAGCAGCGAGGAAACGCAUGUCUGUGACAGAUGCUGCGCUGAGUUCUUCACUUGGUCUGAGCUGCGUGAACAUGACAAAGUGUGCACGGAGGAUCCUUUGGUGCUGAUUGUUAAGGACAAUGGGGGAAUGCCUGCUCUAGCAGAAACUCCUGCCGAAACCUCUCCAGCUCCCAGCAUGGUGUCCAGUGACUCAUCCUCUGCAGAAUCCACAGACGCCGACUUCGAGCGUGGAGACGCUCUGGUGAAUGAUAACACCAGUCUGGAUAAUUUAGAGGAAGAUGGGGAGCGGGAUGACACAAUGGAGCUCGAGCAUCAUGUGCAAGAAAAAUACGCCACGGCCUCUAGUCCUCAACCUCCAGGUUCAGCUGAAUCCGCUUCCCCAAAGGCAUCAGCUGCAGGCAGCUACAGCUUACCGAGUACAAAUGUGACGCUGGAGAUCCUUCACAGCACCAGGGUGGCUGUUGCUCAGUUCUCACAGGGAAUUGUCGGCAGUGGCUCUGGGGGGAAGGUGGCCUCAGCAGCCAUACCUGUGAUCCUGGAGCACCUGCUGGCUCUGCAGCAACAACAGGUCCACCAGCUGCAGCUCAUUGAACAGAUCUGCAGCCAGGUAGCCAUCAUGAACAGACAACCCACGCAAGCGGCGAUAAACCAUUCUAGGUCUCUAUCUCUGGCACCGAAUCCAUUUCCCCCUCAAGGCAUCAUCCCUCCAUCUGUCCUGCCACUAUCAGGAGUCAUGCCUUCAGCCGUCGAUGGACAGGGUGCCGUUUCUUUGCCAUCUGUGCUUGAAAACUCACAAAGUCUGGUCUCACAAACUGAAACUGGGCAACCAGCCUUUAGAGACAUUAAAUGUACCUCAGCCCCAUCUGAAAAUUCGACCCCGUGUCACUCCAGCUGCAGCAUCUCCACGGUGCUGCCUCCUUUUACAGGCUCCAACACAAGCAGCAUUAGCUGCUCGCAAACGCAUAGUUCCCUCAGCCACAACAGCCUCCACAGCUCAUCGCCCAGCCUGCCAUUUCUACCUCAAAGCCCCCCGAGCAGCGUCAUUUUCCCCAAUCCCUUGGCCAGCAUUGCCGCCACUGCUAAUGCUCUUGACCCCCUCGCAGCCUUGAUGAAGAACAAGAAGGGAAAACUGCCGAACGUGUCCUUGUUCGAAACAAAGCCCAGUCCAGAGGAGCCUUUCUUCAAGCAUAAAUGCAGGUUCUGUGCCAAAGUGUUUGGCAGCGAUAGCGCUCUGCAGAUCCACCUGAGGUCCCACACAGGAGAGCGUCCCUUCAAAUGCAACAUCUGUGGCAAUCGGUUUUCCACAAAAGGGAACUUAAAAGUCCACUUCCAGAGGCAUAAAGAGAAGUAUCCUCAUGUUCAGAUGAAUCCGUACCCUGUGCCAGAAUAUCUAGACAAUGUGCCAACAAGUUCUGGGAUUCCCUACGGAAUGUCCGUCCCACCGGAAAAACAAGUCUCCUCAUGGCUGGAUAGCAAACCUGUUGUAGCGAGUCUGCCAGCCACCAUGAGUCUGCCGCUUUCCUCCCCUAUUACCAGUACAGCCGGCUCGAAUGACCCUGUAAGUGCAACACCAUCCGCUAAAUCUUCUCACCAGCCAUCGUCUGCUGAAAGUCUAUCUUUGUCACCUAACCACAAAGGUGGUGUGCUUCAUUUUUCUCCUGUUUCUGAGUCUUCACAGUCUAACCAUGAGGCAGAAGCAUCAAAUAUAGUGAAAUCAGAAGGGGAACACCUGCCGCAAAACUGCAACCUGAGGCUGAGAACCAACAUAGUUACAGAAGCAAGCGGCACCACAAUCUCUUCUGUGGCUACCACACCAGAACCAACCACCUCAGCAUCCCCUGCAUCCACCUCUCCACCCUUGUUAGAAGACAUUAAAUUUCCUACUAGUAGCCUGCUGGACUCUAUGCAAACAUCAGAAACCUCCAAGCUUCAACAGCUGGUGGAGAACAUCGAUAAAAAGAUCACAGACCCAAACCAGUGUGUACUUUGUCACCGUGUCCUCAGCUGUCAGAGCGCGCUCAAGAUGCAUUACCGCAUUCACACCGGGGAGAGACCUUAUAAAUGCAAGGUUUGCAGCCGAGCCUUCACCACCAAAGGAAACCUGAAGACUCACAUCGGCGUUCACAGAGAAAACCCUCCAGUUCAGGUGCAACACUCUUGUCCAAUUUGCCAGAAGAAGUUCACCAAUGCUGUUGUUCUUCAGCAGCACAUCCGAAUGCACAUGGUUGGACAGAUUCCAGACUCAACCCUGGUGGACAAGCUGCAAGAAAUGGAAGAGAAGAGCUUUGUCAACGGCAACGACCUCAUCGAUGACAUUUCCAUAGAGGAUGAUAAUGAAGAAGAGGAAGAGGAGACGGAAAAUACUUUAAACUCUCUUUGUAGUUCUCCUCCUAAACCCUCAGUGGUUGUUUCAAGUAUAGCAGCGCUGGAGAACCAAAUGAGAACAAUCAACUCAAACCUUAACCACUCCUUCACCGUUAAAUCACUUAUCAAUGGCUUUCAUGACAACAGUAAAAGCUUUUCAUCUGAAAAACUGGUGGGACGUGUUGUGAACAGCUCAAACGUGUCGGAGUCCUCCUGUUCUCCUCACAUGUUAGCGUCUCCGACUCUAUGCUCCUCUGAAGGCGUCACUAUCAAAUCUCCUGCUGCGAGCAAUAGGCCAGAAUCCCAAGAGCCUUUGGCAGUUUCGGUGAAGAGAGAACAGUCGGCGUCUCCUGCUUCUCUAUCAGCAUGUGCAGCCGCUGAAACGAGAGAAACACAGUUGAGCAAACUAUGUGUGAAAGAGGAGGCUCCUGACAAUGUGUCAUUCCAGUUGAGCAGAGAAAAAGGGCAAAGUCUUCCUAGCAUAGUUACCAGCUCUGCCUCCAGCACGGUAAAAACGGAGGUGAACGGGCUCAGUCAGCAGAGCAACCAAAGGCAGCUGCCUCCUUUUAGCGUCCACAUCCCGCCAACUUAUCCGUCAGUCUGCGCUCUGGGCAUGACAUCAUCCCUGACGGGCCCCGCGACUCCUCGACGAACGCCGAAGCAGCACAACUGCAACGUGUGCGGGAAAAACUUCUCAUCCGCAAGUGCUCUUCAGAUCCACGAGCGCACGCACACCGGAGAGAAACCGUUCAUCUGCUCCAUCUGUGGCAGAGCGUUCACCACUAAAGGCAAUCUGAAGGUUCACAUGGGAACUCACGUGUGGAACAAUGCACCGGCCAGAAGAGGCCGCCGGCUAUCGGUGGAGAACCCCGUGGCGCUGCUGGGUGGUGAGGCCAUAAAGUUUGGAGAGAUAUUUCAGAAGGAUCUGGCAGCUCGUGCGAUGAAUGUAGACCCUGGAUUUUGGAACCGUUACGCGACGGCUAUCACCAGCAGCUUGGCUAUGAAGAACAACGAGAUCUCUGUGAUUCAGAACCGAGGCCUGUCUUUUCCAAGCCCGAUGGCUGCAGGCGUGGACAGAGUGAGCACCGCAGGAAGCCCGAUCACAAGUCUAACGAAGUCAGCCAUGGAACUGGGAAAUAAUAGGCAUUUUUCUAUGCUGAUUGAUGACAGUAAAGAAAUUGGAAUCAAUUAAAUAAAGCCGAGUGACGACUAAAUACUUAUGCAAACUCUUAUGGAAGCUAAAAUAUUUGUAAAACAUGUUUGUUCUCAUGUAUUAUAUAUAAACUUUAAAAGGAUCCUUUUAUCGACAGAGAAUAGUACAGUAUUCACAUUUUGUGAUUUUACUGUUAUUUGUGAUUAUUUUCCCUAUACAGUAAAUAAUUUGUAUAACACGUACCUGAGAAUUACAAUGGGGCUCACCUGAGAGGUGAAGAAAUAAUGUGUUGAAAGCUGUAAUAUGAGUCAGUUUUCUUCCCGUUGGACAGUCAGCUGAUGCUGCUAGUCAGUGCAAAGCACAAAUACGCUCCUCGUUAUCCACAAGUAAGAGUUUGAAUGGACUAUUGUCAAUAUUACGAUGAAAAAUGCCGCUCUGACACAACAGAUGGACAAAAUAAAAACUAAAAGUCUGUAUGUUCAAUCUGCUACCUCGCUCCGUUUAAACACUUAAGUUUUUCUUGUGUUGAUGUAAUUUUAUUUCAAAACAAUUACACCACAAUAAAUGUUUGACAUGGACUG